Molecule: messenger RNA, 630 nt
Organism: Pogona vitticeps (central bearded dragon)
Lineage: Eukaryota; Metazoa; Chordata; Lepidosauria; Squamata; Agamidae
Source: RefSeq, a predicted model, not a curated record
GUCUGUGCCACAGACGGUCGUACCUACAAGAACCAAUGUGAACUUUGCAAACAUAACCUGGAAUUUGGUAAAAAUGUUGGCAGGAAGUAUACUAGGAGAUGCGUUCGGACCAUCAUUCCUUCCAUGACCAUGGGGACAUUUGUUGUCUUUGUUCUAGCACUUUGGUGCUUCUCAGGUGUCAUCAGUCAAGAUGCAGGCGAGAUUGAUUGCAAUUCUUUUAUGGUUGCGAAAGGCAGAAUUAGGCCCUGUAAUAGAAUGUACAAACCACUGUGUGGAACAGAUGACAAAACAUAUACCAACGAAUGCGAAUUUUGUAGGAAGAGAGUGGAAUCCGGAGUAAAUAUUGCUAAGAAACAUGACAACCAAUGUAUUUCGGAUUUCUGCCGACGAUUUUCUUCACACCCAGGAAUGUGUACAAUGAACUAUAACCCUCAAUGCGGUUCUGAUAACAAAACAUAUGGUAACGAAUGCACUUUCUGCAGCUCAGCCUUGAAGAGCAGAGGCACUUUAUUCCUCAAGCAUGGGGGGAAAUGCAAGGAGGAGUAAACACAGGUCUUCUUUGUUUUAUUUCCAGAAAACAGAUAUUGCAUCAGGAGAUGCAAUCCAGCAUUAAAAAAUUCGUUUAAAGCA